CAUCACCCGUCACGUGACACAGUCAGACAUGGCGUCCUCCCGGAGACGGGUGUUGUGUUUACGCUCCGGGAUAUGGAGCUUGUUAUUUUAUUUUGUUUACUCUCAUUUUAGGGUUGUUCUGACGGAGGAGGUGGAACGCUGCGACAACUUACGACUCGGACAGUAUCUGUGUAAAGAUCCAAAGAUAGAUGAAUCCACACAGGAGCCGGAGAACUGCAAGGGCAUAACCGCCUGGGUGGAGUGCCUCCCAGCUCCGAACAUCAGCUGCCGGCUCUCUAACGGGACAGAGUUCAGGUUCAGCGGUGAGGAGGUGGGCUUCAACAAAACCGUCCCCUGCAGGAACGUGAGCGUUUAUUCUUAUAAAGUCGCAGUGGCUCUGUCUCUGUUUCUGGGCUGGCUCGGAGCCGACCGCUUCUACCUGGGAUAUCCUGCUCUAGGACUCUUGAAGUUCUGUACUGUUGGUUUCUGUGGAAUCGGCACCUUGAUCGACUUCAUCCUGAUUGCCAUGCAGAUCGUCGGUCCAGCAGACGGAACAGACUACAUCGUGGAUUAUUACGGCGCCCGGCUGACCCGCCUGUCCAUCACCAACGAGACGUACAGGAAGCCUCACCUGUCUCUGUGAACACGCCCACAAACGGACUGACGUGGUCAGCGAAGUACUCCCAGAGAACAGCAUGCAGGAGCAGAAACACUCUUAACAUCAUUCAGUCUAACUUUGUCAACACAAUGAUUUUGUACAACAACAAAUAUCAAAAAUGAUAAACUUCAAGAAUAAGAGUCACAUAAGGAGGAUCUGAUCAGAAGCCUUUAAAGGGUCGUUCCACCUCAUUGUGCAUGUGUUCAACCCACAACCUGUACACCUUCACAUUCCUGCUGAUCUCUCUCGCACACAGUUCAGAUAUCCCCCUGCAGACUUCACAUUAUGUCCAUGUAAACCUGCUUCUGUUACUGUAAACAUGUUGUCACUUUAAAUCUGAUUCCCAUCAGCCGCUCUGUUUUAUUUAUUAUGAUUUUGUUAUAAAAGUUGAUAUGUUUUGCUGUUUCGCAUUUAAAUUCUGAUGUUUGUAAAUAAAGAUACUUUUGGUGAAUUGA
Notolabrus celidotus (New Zealand spotty) is the source of this 1092-nucleotide messenger RNA. It is a transcript of the gene tm2d1, whose product is annotated as TM2 domain containing 1. Bases 29 to 622 code for a protein of 197 amino acids. The transcript is spliced from 7 exons. NCBI's taxonomy places the organism in Eukaryota, Metazoa, Chordata, Actinopteri, Labriformes, Labridae. The record is from RefSeq and is a predicted model, not a curated record.